Molecule: messenger RNA, 1062 nt
Organism: Knipowitschia caucasica
Lineage: Eukaryota; Metazoa; Chordata; Actinopteri; Gobiiformes; Gobiidae
Source: the annotation of a GenBank genome assembly
AUGACGCUAGAAGGCAUCCGCUACAAGGCCGGCUCUUUGCAGGUCCUCAACCAGCUGCUACUGCCCCACCAGAGCGUCUACGAUGAAGUCCGCUCGGUCCAGGGCGCGUACGAGGCCAUCAAGUCUAUGAAGGUGCGUGGGGCUCCUGCUAUUGCCAUUGUGGGCUGUUUGAGUUUAGCUGUGGAGCUGCGGGCCGGAGCCGGAGGCGAUGAUCCCGUGACUUUCAUCAGAGAGUCGUUGUGUCAUCUGACCUCUGCACGUCCCACUGCCGUCAACAUGGGCCGCGCUGCCAGAGAGCUCAUGGAGUUUGCAGAAAACGAGAGCAUGGAGAAGAACUCGGAGCAGCUCAGAGAGAGUGUAAUUGCUUGGAUCGAAGACAUGCUCGAGCGUGACGUGAACGAUAACAGGAAGAUUGGGAACUAUGGCGCUCAGCAUAUCCUGUCCGGCGUCCCCAGGGACUCUGUGACCAUCCUCACGCACUGCAACACCGGCUCCUUGGCUACUGCUGGAUACGGCACCGCACUGGGUGUGGUGAGGAGUCUUCACGCUCUGGGCAGACUGAAACGCAUGUACUGCACAGAGACACGGCCUUACAACCAGGGCUCCAGGCUGACGGCAUAUGAGGCCGUGGCUGAGGGCAUUCCCGCCACUCUCAUCACAGACAGUAUGGCCGCUCUUACCAUGAGGGAAAUGGACAUCACAGCUGUGGUGGUGGGAGCAGACAGAGUUGUGGCCAAUGGGGAUACAGCAAACAAAGUGGGCACGUAUCAGCUGGCCAUUGCAGCCAAGCACCAUGGCAUCCCCUUCUAUGUGGCAGCACCCAGCACGUCAUGUGACCUGAGCCUGGAGAGUGGCAGGGACAUUAUCAUCGAAGUACGCCCCCCAGAGGAACUCACCAGUAUAAACGGCGUUGCCAUUGCUGCCACAGGUAUUGAAGUAUGGAACCCAGCCUUUGAUGUGACUCCGCAUCAGCUCAUCACGGGAGGCAUCAUCACAGAGCUGGGCGUGUUUCUACCAUCAGAGCUUCAGGCAGCGCUCACAGGACGCCUCACUGCCCUCUAG